CAAAAAAAAAAAAAGUAGAAGUGAUCUGUAAACCCUAAUUUUUGAUUUGUGAGACGAACGCGAAUUGGAAUCGUCGUUUUUUUGAAAUGGCGACACAGUCAGUUAAUGCAGUGAUCGUUGAUCUUCCCGGAGAUGUAAUCGACGACGGAGACAAUUCCGAUUGUUUCAUCUUCUCCAAACCUCUCACGACUCGUGGUUCAACUAAGCGUGACGCUAUCUCCGUUGAGAGUUACGACCGUGAUCGGAAACUUCAACGUCUUUUGGUAUGCUCUCCUCACACCCCAGUCAAAUCAGAAUCUCCAAUUUACAUAGAUCUUGAUCAGUACGACGACGAUGAUGAUGAUGAUGAUGUCAGAAUCCUCUGUUUCCCACCACCAAACUUUACCAAAUUCGAAAAGGGACAGUCUUCGGCGUCAAAAACGACGGUGACCUUCGAGUGCGAGAUAUGUGUCGAAUCAAAAUCCGUAAUUGAGUCGUUUUGGAUCAGUGGAUGCUCUCACUUCUACUGCAGCGACUGCGUUUCAAAAUACAUAGCAGCGAAAUUACAAGACAACCUUCUCUCGAUCGAGUGUCCUGUCUCUGGCUGUUCCGGUCGGCUGGAGCCGGACCAGUGUCGUGGAAUCUUGCCGAGAGAGGUUUUUGAUCGGUGGGGUGAUGCUCUGUGUGAGGCAGUGGUGAUGCGUUCGAAGAGAAUCUACUGUCCGUACAAAGACUGCUCUGCUUUGCUCUUCUUGGACGAGGGUGAGAAGAACAUGAAGGAAGCGGAGUGUCCUCAUUGCCAUAGGAUGGUGUGUGUGGAGUGUGGGACUACGUGGCAUCCGGAGAUUACUUGCGAGGAGUUUCAGAAGAUGGCCGAGAACGAAAGAGGUACAGAUGAUCUUUUGCUGGCGAAUAUGGCGAAGAAGAAGAAAUGGAGAAGGUGUCCUUCCUGCAAAUUCUACAUUGAAAAGUCUCAAGGCUGCUUGUACAUGAAGUGCAGGUGUGGAUUGGCGUUUUGCUACAAUUGUGGAACACCAUCUAGGGACCAUUCUCAUUAUUGUUAUAAUUGUAAGCGUUGAUAUAUUAUUAGCACUGUUAUUAUCUAUGUCUUUAAAGCUAAGGUUAAGCUUUAUGGAUAUGGAUUUCUAUUUGGUCAAAAUAUGUAUGGCUUUUAAGCCUCUUCUCUUAGGUCUAAUCUCUAUUGUUACAUCUUGUAACAUCUUUGAGGAUAUUUCUCGUUUUCUAUUCAAUACUAAUAUAUCUUCGAUUUUCUGCCAU
Molecule: messenger RNA, 1257 nt
Organism: Camelina sativa (false flax)
Lineage: Eukaryota; Viridiplantae; Streptophyta; Magnoliopsida; Brassicales; Brassicaceae
Source: RefSeq, a predicted model, not a curated record